CGGUCACACUUCACGUUAUUUUUAUACAAAUCGGCACAACAAAAAAUUUGCAGAAACUGAAAGCCUAAGAGAACAUAAUGUCCAACCCAGAAACACAGGUAUCCAGUUUGCCUAUGCCGCCAGAGCGGUAUAUUAGCAACUACACGGAAGAAAACAUACGCAGAAACCGGGCACCAAGGCCGCCGCCCCCACCGAGCCAACAUGAAGUCUACAGUAUGUUUGGCAUACAGUACAACAAUGAUGAAAUGAUACGUUCAUUGGAAUCUCAGCAAAUAAAGCGUUUAUUACCCAUACACUAUGAUCGUCGCAAAGAGCUGAAGAAGUUAAAUCAUUCGCUGCUAGUUAACUUCUUGGAUCUCAUUGACUUUUUAAUCCUGAAUCCUGAUAGUCCCAGGCGUACAGAGAAAAUUGACGACCUGAGUUUGCUCUUUGUUCAUAUGCAUCACUUGCUGAAUGAGUUCAGACCUCAUCAGGCUCGGGAGACAUUGCGCGUGAUGAUGGAAAUGCAAAAGCGACAACGUGUGGAAACAGCCAACAGGUUUCAAAAGCAUUUGGAGCGUGUGCGUGAGAUAGUAAACAAUGCGUUUACUGCGCUGCCCUCCCUGUAUGAUGAUAGCGAGAAUGGUGGAGCCAAAAUCAAAAUGGAAGUGGAUCCCUUGGAGUCAAAUGCUGCAGCUAAGAAUGAUCCUAGUUAUCAGCAUGAUCGCAUGCUGUGCAGGCUUGUCGAUGGCAUUGAAUAAGAAUUAACAUAUUUUGUGUAGUAAUGUAAAAUAAGCGUAAAUUGUGUAAUAUAUAAUUAAAUAU
Drosophila busckii is the source of this 804-nucleotide messenger RNA. RefSeq names its product mediator of RNA polymerase II transcription subunit 7 (gene MED7). NCBI's taxonomy places the organism in Eukaryota, Metazoa, Arthropoda, Insecta, Diptera, Drosophilidae. The coding region runs from base 78 to 740 and encodes 220 amino acids. Gene Ontology annotation, cellular component: core mediator complex; mediator complex. Gene Ontology annotation, molecular function: transcription coregulator activity. Gene Ontology annotation, biological process: regulation of transcription by RNA polymerase II. The record is from RefSeq and is a predicted model, not a curated record. The transcript is spliced from 2 exons.